Propithecus coquereli (Coquerel's sifaka) is the source of this 4209-nucleotide messenger RNA. It is a transcript of the gene RIPOR1, whose product is annotated as family with sequence similarity 65, member A. Bases 124 to 3888 code for a protein of 1254 amino acids. The transcript has 22 exons. Lineage: Eukaryota; Metazoa; Chordata; Mammalia; Primates; Indriidae. The record is from RefSeq and is a predicted model, not a curated record.
GCCGGCGCCGGCGGCGGCGACAGCGGCAGCUGCGGCGCGACCAGGCCGGCAGCGUCGAGCACACCGAGAGCUCGAGGUCCGCGCAGCCCUGCGUAGCCAUGGAGCCCCGCGCGGACUCAUUCCAUGAUGUCCUUGUCGGUGCGGCCGCAGCGCCGCCUGCUCAGCGCCCGGGUCAGUAGGAGCCAGUCCUUCGCAGGCGUCCUCGGCAGCCACGAGCGGGGGCCCAGGAGUUUACCGGUCUUCAGCCCGCCAGGGCCCCCACGGAAGCCCCCAGCGCUCUCCCGAGUGUCCAAGAUGUUUUCCGUGGCUCACCCAGCCUCCAAGGUGCCGCAGCCCGAGCGGCUGGACCUGGUGUAUGCUGCACUUAAGCAGGGCCUGACGGCCUACUUGGAAGUGCACCAACAGGAGCAGGAGAAACUCCAGGUGCAGAUAAGGGAGUCCAAAAGGAAUUCCCGCCUGGGCUUCCUGUAUGACUUGGACAAGCAAGUCAAGUCCAUUGACCGUUUCCUGCGACGACUGGAGUUCCAUGCCAGCAAGAUCGACGAGCUGUAUGAGGCAUACUGUGUCCAGCGGCGUCUCCGAGAUGGUGCCUACAACAUGGUCCGAGCCUAUAGCACUGGGUCCCCAGGGAGCCGAGAGGCCCGGGACAGCUUGGCCGAGGCCACCCGGGGGCAUCGCGAGUACACAGAGAGCAUGUGUCUGCUGGAAAGUGAGCUGGAGGCACAACUGGGCGAGUUUCAUCUUCGAAUGAAAGGACUGGCCGGCUUCGCCAGGCUGUGUGUGGGCGAUCAGUAUGAGAUCUGUAUGAAAUAUGGGCGCCAGCGCUGGAAACUACGGGGCCGCAUUGAGGGUAGUGGGAAGCAGGUGUGGGACAGUGAAGAAACCGUCUUUCUUCCUCUGCUCACGGAAUUCCUGUCCAUCAAGGUGACAGAACUGAAGGGCCUGACCAACCAUGUGGUUGUGGGCAGUGUCUCCUGCGAGACCAAGGACCUGUUCGCUGCCCUGCCCCAGGUUGUGGCCGUGGACAUCAAUGACCUAGGCACCAUCAAGCUUAGCCUGGAAGUCACAUGGAGCCCCUUCGACAAGGAUGACCAGCCUUCGGCUGCUUCUACUGUCAACAAGGCCUCCACAGUCACCAAGCGCUUCUCCACCUACAGCCAGAGCCCACCAGACACACCCUCGCUUCGAGAGCAGGCCUUCUAUAACAUGCUGCGGCGGCAGGAGGAGCUGGAGAAUGGCACAGCAUGGUCCCUGUCUUCCGAAUCUUCGGACGACUCAUCUAGCCCACAGCUCUCAGGCACUGCCCGCCACUCGUCAGCCCCCAGGCCUCUGGUGCAGCAGCCUGAGCCCCUGCCCAUCCAAGUUGCCUUCCGUAGGCCUGAGAUGCCCAGCUCUAGGCCCUUGGAUGAGGAAGGCGCCAUGGCCCCAACCCUGGCAAAUGGGCAUGCGCCCUACAGCCGGACUCUGAGCCACAUCAGUGAGGCCAGUGUGGACGCUGCCUUGGCUGAGGCUUCAGUGGAGGCUGUAGGCACAGAAAGCCUAGUGCGGGGACCAGAUCCCACCCUUGGGCAGCACCCCAGUCCUGUUCCUCCUGCCCUAGACCCUGGCCAUUCUGCCACAAGCCCUACCCUUGGUACAACAGGCCCUGCCUCCAAAUCUACAGACCCUGCCCAAUCUACACUCACAGACUCAGUUCAGAAGGCCACAGACUCUGGCCCUUCGGAACUGCCAGGCCCCACCCACACCACUACAAACUCCACCUAUAGUGCCAUAAGCCCUACCCAUAGUGCGCCAGGUCUCACUCACACUACUACUGGCCCCAUCCACAAGCCCAUGAUCUCUACCCUCACUACUACAGUCCCUAUCCCUACUGUCACAAGCCCAGUCCAGACCACCGCAAGCCCCACCCAUACCACUGCAACCCCGACUCACACUACUGUAAGCCCCACCCACACCACCACAAGCCCCACCUAUACCACUGCAAGCCCCACCCAUACUACCACAAGCCCCACCUAUAUCACUGCAAGCCCCACCCAUACUACUGUAAGCCCCCCCAACACCACUGCAAGUCCCGCUCACACUACUGUAAUCCCUGCCCAUACCACUGCAGGCGCUACCCACACUACCACAAGCCCUACCCACAAAGUCAGGAUGUCAGCUCAGACCAGUGCAAGUCCUACCCCUGAUGCUACAGGCCUAGUCCAGACCACCGCAAGCCCCACCCACCCUGUUGCAAGCCCCAUCCUUACAACUGCAAGCCCUUCCACUUCUCUAGACCUUGCUACCCUCCCCAGCCCCUCUGUACACUCAGACCCCACCCUCCCAGGCACCAAACUCCUGCCCUGUAGCCCCCCAGCCUCUACUCCCUGCAUUCAGCCAGAUCCCAGAGCCCCCAGCACCUCCUACCCAAGUCCUACCCGUUCCAGUUGGAAACACCUCACAAGCCCUGCCCCAGACCUUCCAGAGCCCAUCGUUCAGAGGCUAACUCCGCCUCCCUCCCCUGUAGCCCCUGCACCCCAGCAUUCAGACCUCACCCUGGCUAUGGCUGCCCAGGCCCCAGUCCCAGGGGCAGUUGGAGGGGCUGGGGACAGGAGGCUGGAGGAGGCACUGGGGGCCCUGACGGCCGCUCUGGAUGACUAUCGUGGCCAGUUCCCUGAACUGCAGGGCCUGGAGCAAGAGGUGACCCGGCUGGAGAGUCUGCUCAUGCAGAGACAAGGCCUGACUCGCAGCCGGGCCUCCAGUCUUAGCAUCGCUGUGGAGCAUGCCUUGGAGAGCUUCAGCUUCCUCAAUGAAGAUGAAGAUGAAGAUAAUGAUGGUCCUGGAGACAGGCCCCCAAGCAGCCCAGAGGCUGGGGCAGAGGACAGCCUAGACUCACCCAGUGCCCGCCCGCUCAGCACGGGGUGUCCAGCUCUGGACGUUGCCCUGGUCCAGCACCUGUACCACUGCAGUCGCCUCCUGCUGAAACUAGGCACAUUUGGGCCCCUGCGCUGCCAGGAGGCAUGGGCCCUGGAGCGGCUGCUUCGGGAAGCCCGAGUGCUUGAGGCAGUGUGCGAGCUCAGCAGGCUAUGGGAGAUCCCUGUCACCUCUGCCCAGGAAGUGGUGCAGUUCUCGGCCUCUCGGCCCGGCUUCCUGACCUUCUGGGACCAGUGCACAGAGGGACUCAGCCCCUUCCUCUGCCCCGUGGAGCGGGUACUUCUCACCUUCUGCAACCAGUACGGUGCCCGUCUAUCCCUGCGCCAGCCAGGCUUAGCCGAGGCUGUGUGUGUGAAGCUCCUGGAGGAUGCCCUGGGGCAGAAGCUUCCCAGGAGGCCUCAGCCAGGCCCUGGAGAGCACCUCACCAUCUUCCAGUUCUGGAGUUACGUCGAAACCUUGGACAGCCCCUCCAUGGAGGCCUAUGUGACCGAGACUGCUGAGGAGGUGCUACUGGUGCGAAAUCUGAACUCGGAUGACCAGGCUGUCGUGCUGAAGGCCCUGAGGUUGGCACCCGAGGGGCGGCUGCGAAGGGAUGGCCUUCGGGCCCUCAGCUCCCUGCUCGUCCAUGGCAACAACAAGGUCAUGGCUGCUGUCAGCACCCAGCUCCGAAGCCUGUCACUGGGCCCUGCCUUCCGGGAGAGGGCCCUCCUGUGCUUCCUGGACCAGCUUGAGGAUGAGGAUGUGCAGACUCGAGUGGCUGGCUGCCUGGCCCUGGGCUGCAUCAAGGCUCCAGAGGGCAUUGAGCCCCUGGUGUACCUGUGCCAAACGGACACAGAAGCGGUGAGGGAGGCUGCCCGGCAGAGCCUACAACAGUGUGGUGAAGAGGGACAGUCUGCCCAUCGACGUCUGGAGGAGUCACUGGAUGCCCUACCCCGCAUCUUUGGGCCCGGCAGCAUGGCCAGCACAGCAUUCUAAGCCGUCCGCCCACCGGCUCCCAGCGCCCCUUCCCCCCACUUUCAGGGCUCACCAGGCGCUGGCAGGGAGGGUGAGGGCUGGCUCCAGACACCCCUCCCCCCCAGAUUCCUAUCAAUGAAAAUCUAAUAUAUUCUUCUGUUGCCCCUGGGGUCGGCAGUCAGUGCCUGCAGUCAAGUGCCUCCCAGCCUGGCUCAGCACAUCCCUUGUCACAGAUCAGUGUCUGGGGCCCAGCCACCCUGCCUCCACCCCACCACAUCUUUUGGUUUUGUAUUUUAUUUACAGAGUUUUACAGAAUAUAAAAAAAACAAAUUGCCUUUCCUA